This is a messenger RNA of Rubroshorea leprosula, 1165 nucleotides long. The record is from the annotation of a GenBank genome assembly. NCBI's taxonomy places the organism in Eukaryota, Viridiplantae, Streptophyta, Magnoliopsida, Malvales, Dipterocarpaceae.
AUUGCCAGAAAGACGGGUCUGUGGCGGUCAAUGAGCUGCACUUGCGCUAUUAGAUUUUUUUUUUUCUUUUUUUUGGGGGUAAUGAGAUACAUAUCUUUAGCUUUAGGAUAUAUGCUUCUUUCAGAUUUCACUCCCCAACAACCACAGAUCCAAUCUAAUAUCUUAACAUUCACCUUCCAUGCCAUUUCCAUCCAGAAGCUUCAAGACAAAACAGAGCAUGUACAAGAGAAAGAGGGGCUUGGCUUUGGUAGAUUUUUCUUCUUUUCUCUCCUCUCCAUAAAAAGGUUUUCAUUGAUAGAAACAUCAAAGUUCGAGUUGUGUUCACAGUGUUCAAGCUUUGUCUGUCCACAAAUGAAAAAUGAUAAUGUUCAAAGCUAAGUAUAAUGGGAAGGUCCAACCAAAUCCCCCACUAAAAAGACUCCAAAGGAAUAGCAGCAGCCCUUGGUGACAAGCCAACACACAAUGCACCCAGCCUUUUAUUAUCCUUAAAGAAACAAUUCCAAAUGCUACCUUCCACCUCUCUUUGGAUUUUGCUCCUGACUUUUACCCCUUCACAUGGCCACAUAUCUCUGCCUUGUUAGACUUUGCAGCUCAGCUGCCUUUGUCUAUUCCAACUUUUAGUCAUACAGAAUCAAAUAGCCGGAAUGAAUGAAUUAAAAUAAUCACCUCAAGUCCUAGCUAUGUCCUACAUAUAUGAGCAUAUGCAUGUGAGCUCUUCUUAAAGUGCACUUGCAUCAAUCCCAUAGAGGUUCCUCGUCAUCUUCCAAUGAGUGGAGAUAGAUUGAUCCAAUGAUCAUUCAUCCGCUCAUUGCUCUUCUGCAAGAAUGGUUCAGAUAGUUGGGGAGAGCCAAGGAGAUGAGGCAGGAGAAAGAGACGGAUGUUGCCUGAAUCAAGGCAGAUCAAUGCAGCUAUGCCUUAUGUGCCAUCCAGAUUGCUUUUCCACCCUGAACUCAUGCUUCAGUCAGAGCUGCCUCUUCAGUGUACACUCAAAAGAGAAGCCAAUAUGCAGAGCAGGAAUACCCAGGUUCAGGCCAUUCAGACUCCAAUAUUGGAGAAUUUAUGGUCCAGAGACACUGUCAUAUGCACAACUGACUAUGAUGAUAUCUCAUAUGUUGAUACAUCACUUCAUCUGUGAAAAAGUUUUACAAUGUUAGUCUAUCUAGUA